AUGGACCCGCCGGAGGAUGAAGCUCUGCUGGAGAACCAGACCGGACAUGGAGAGGAGCCGAGCCCGGGAGCAGCGCGCCCCGCCUGGGCAGUGACGGCGCUGGCCAGCGUGCUGAUCUUCACCACGGUGGUGGACGUGCUGGGAAACCUGCUGGUCAUCGUGUCCGUGCUCAAGAACAAGAAACUACGAAACGCUGGUAGGACGCUCAGCGUGUGUGUGUGUGUGUGUGUGUGUGUGUGUGUGUGUGUGUGUGUGUGUGUGUGUGUGUGUGUGUGUGUGUGUGUGUGUGUGUUCAAACAUAAAGGUGAUCAUACAUGUUGAGUGCGCCGUAAUGACACUCCGAGCUGAUCUGCUAUUGAUCUGAUCGAUGCUCUCUCACUGAGGAGGUGUGUCUGUCUGGAUAAUAAACAAGCUCACGUGCUGUCUGAUACAAAUAUGAAUGUGUGCACGUGAAUGAGCUGAGCCUGUGUGAAUGAAUGAAGCUGCAUAUGAGUGAGGAGUGUUCAAAAAUAUCUGCUCAUUCAUUGAUUCUCUGAUUUAUGAAUGAAUGUUUUCUGGCUCAUUCAUCACUGUUCGACUUAACUUCAGCUUUACCAACCAUCAUUAAUCCAUCUAUUAUUCAUCCAUCCACCAUUCAUUCAUCCAUCCUCUGUGUGCAGCUUCACGCCUGUAGAUUUUGGCACAGGUUUCUUGCAUUUUGGAGCUGUUGUCAGAGCUGAGAGUGAUUGAGACACUUGGACACAUACACCAUGAAACCAGAUACAUUGAUACCUAGCUGUGUGUGUGUGUGUGUAUGCAUGUGUGUUUGUGUGUGUGGAUUUAGUGAAUGACUGCUGUCAUGUUGUUGUAUACUGACAGCUGACAAUAAACUGAACAUUUUCAAAAGUGCUUCUCUCAGAUAUAAAAAGCUUGCACGGCUGAAACAUAACCUCUAUGGGGUUGAUGAUACACCACAUCGAUUAAAUAAUGGAAGUAUAGAGCAGCUGAUGUAUAAUGGAAACAGAUUGAAACACAUAAAUAAGUAAGAGCAAUGCCAGGGACAAUCAUAUCACACACCUCCUAUCAAGUCAACACACAGAAAGCAGCAUUAUAUAUUUUUUUAAUAUUGAUAACAAUUCAUUUGGUAAGCACAAAAUUUGAUGUUGGUGAUAAAUGGUUCACUAGUCACCAGAAAAGAAGACAAGAGGAGGAAAACAACAUAAAAGUAACGAGGGAUUUUGAAAUACGCUGGGGGCUGAAUAACAUAGACAUCUGCCAAAGUGAAGAAAACAAACAUGGAGGUAAGCCACUACAAACCCCAACACAGUAUGGGCUUUGGUGGUUUUGAAGGACUAGUUGAGUGGGGAGUAAAUGCUAACAGAAAGGUUAUUGAGAAGAGGAUCUUAUACAGGGGCUGCUGCUAUUUUCUGCAUCAAAUUGCUAAGGAAAAAAAUAAUCGGAUUUUACCAUGGAUGAAAAUAUCAAGUUUUAUAUUAAUUCAACCUGCAAAGAAGCGGACAAGAAUCCUUAAACUAUAUCAUGACAAAAAAUUUCAUUUUUAAAAAACUUAAAGAGGGGAUCAUUAAAAAAUUAUGUCUGAAUAAGGCGACAUUCUCUGCAGCACACUACAUUUUCUUGAACCAAUUUGAUGCAAACUCUGAGUAAGCCACAAGGUAAUUUACACCGUUUUUUGGCAAGUCUUGUGAAUCUUUCAGCAUACUUUAUGGCUUGUAAAUGCUAAACAGACUUUGUUUAGGUAGCAUUUUCUCGAGGUCAAAGUUUUCUCAGCUCAAAGUCACAUUCACCUAUUCACAUAAAAUUCACAUACUAAUGGCAGAGGCUGCUAAGUAUGGAGCCCAUCAGCUUUUGACUAAUCCCAUUCACACACCUUUGGGUGCAACCGGUGUUGUCAAGUGUCUUGCCCAAGGACACUUAAGCAUGUGAACCGCCCUGGGAUUGAUUCCCCGACCUUCUGAUCAGCAGAUGACUGAGUCAGUUUGUCAGUUGUGCUGACUCUGAGGCUGUACUUCCUGUGAACCAAAGUGUCUUCAUGAAGACUUAUAGCCCUGUGUCCAUUGUAUUACAAUGGGAUGAUGUAUGUACAAUAGGUGACCAUGCUCAGGCCCCAGCUGACCCUGGAGUAACAUAAGCUCAGGCCAGCAGGGGGCAAACAUGCUUUGGCACAGUAGCUUUGCCUAAUGCAUCCACAUUUAUCAAAAAGUUGCUAUGAAGGUCAUACAGGUACAAUAAUUAUAUUCAUAAUGAUAUAUUUGAGGAUUAAGGUUUUAAAAACACAUAAAACAGAAAGCCCCAUGAGUAAAGGUAAGUUAAAUAUUUAAUGAUGCAUUGUGUUUUUCCAGCAAAGUUGGGCGUCAAAAACAGCAACUCUCACUUUCUGUUUUAAGCAUCAUCACAUUAUUUAAGCAUUUAAUUAAACUGUAAUAAAACCUAAAAUGAUGAAAACAUCAUACAAUACUUUGGUACUGAAGGAAAGGAUUUGCCAGGACUUCUAUUUUCUUGUCCUGAAUACAAAAACGUAUCUGCCUGUCCAUUUACAAAGACGCUGUUUGUUGAAUCCGUGGUGAACAGACAGACCUUCACCAUCAUCUUUAUCAUCGUCAUCAUCAUCCUCAGGCCUGCUCACAGUGAACAAAUAGAAGGAGCUCCUCAGAUGUUCUAAUUAGAAAUACCAGAUUAGAUAUGCUGCAUGAACACACACCCCACCCCCACCCUCUCUGAGAGUGCUGGGUAGCCUGACUAAAAACACCCUCUGUUUCUGCUCUGAGAGCUGCAGACUGAGACACCAGCAGAGAGUCUGAGGCUGCUAAACAGACACCCUAAACAGACCCAUUUACUGGCUCACUCACCUGCUCUGCUCAGCUCUGACUCUCCUGCUCUGUCUCUCCUUUUCUCUCUCCUGCUGUGGCUCUUCUGCUCUGGUACCUACUCUAACUGCCUGAGAGGCAGAAUCCACCAUGCAGACAGGAAGGCACAGAAAUGUCAUGCACACGCUUUUUUUUUCUGCACUCAAAUAUUUGGCCCUGUCAAGGUUUCUCUUUGACACUCAGGUAGAAAGAAGCAGUGAGGGGCUGCAAGCUGAGCUGAAGCUUCCAUGACUUUGGCUUGCCCUUGACUCCCGAGGUCAAAGUCAAAUUAACCUGAGGGUUUCAAUUUGCUCUCAAACUGAUAUACUGGUUGAAAUUAUUAGCAUGACAUUUUUAGAAAUCAGAGUUUAUAUCCACACAGCACAUCUAGAUAGGCUGCAAGUUUAGCUGUCUUUGACUGCACAUUAGGCUCUUUGGAAGUACUCUGCUUGUUUAAAGGGUUAGGAUCCUGCAUUGUUCUUCAGAGGAGGUUUUUAUCAGAAGCUCAAAUUCGACGGGAGCGAAUUUGUGAGGCGAAUAAUUCCCUUUUAUUAAAACCUAUUGAAGUCAAUGCGACCUUACACACUGGCAGCGAAAAUUUUGCGAAGCGAAAAAGCGACAGUUAUUUAGCCCUAGCCCUACUCUGCAUUCAUUCAUCAUGACUGAGGGCUUCAUCAUUAUUCUGCAGGAGCGCCGUGCUUUAAGGGACAAGUCCCUUAAAAUAUUCCACGACAUUCUCCUCAAAGAAAAUAUAUGGCAGGAAAUAGAAGACCUUAACUUACCUGGUAAGUAUAUUCAUGUUAUAUCAAUCCUCAAACAUGGAUGUGUAACGUAGCUAGCACAAUAUGAAGCUAAGCUAUCUAACUAACCAGCUUGGGGCAUCGAGACAUCAUCACUUGAGGAUGUAGUCGACUCCAUUCUUUCUCCUUCAGCACAAAAGAAAAAGCGCCAAACUUUAUUCGCUUAGCAGAUUUUAUUCGCAAAAUUUGCCAGCUAAACAUUCGCCAUUAUCCUGUCUCUUAUGCGUCGCCUCGCCUAUUGCCCAGUGUGUAAGGACCUUUACUCUUUAAAACAAAAUGACAUGGUGAUUAAAAAACAUUCUAGCUCUGAAUAAAACAGCUCCAGUUUAAAAAAAUGUUGCCCAUUGUAACAGGAGCUUUUUGCAGCCAGUGUCAAUGCAGAUGUUGCAACACACACGUUUAACUUGUUAAUCAAACUUCAAAGACCCCUAUACCACAGCCAGUCAAUGCAGCUCCAUGUGUUUUGGCUUCACUUUUGAGGAGCUCUCUUUUCAUCCAUCUUUUUACACAGUCUUAUGUUUUAAUUUUCCUGCACAAACUCUUCAUCUUUUCCCACCCUGUAUUGUGUCAGUUUUUCACCUAUGUUAAACUGCAGAUCAGUCUGUCACUCUUCAUCUUGUCGGUGUGUAUGUCCUGACAAACUUCUCUUGGAUCAGCUCCCCAGUCGCUCUCUGUGGCUGUGCUGCGUGAUUAUUCUCUGUCGGCUGCAAAGGACUGCAUGAUGCAUGGACUGUUCUUUAUGUAAUGACAACACAUACUUUAAGUCUCAUCUCAGUGGUUUCAGAGACAUGUUUUGUUGGAAGUAUUCCCACAAUGGAGCCAAAAGAAGUUUUCUAUUCCCCAAACAGGCACUGACCUCGCUGUUCAGCACAGAGAAAAGAAGGAAAACUCAGCGAAUAAAGGUCAGCUCUUCAGGCUGGUCUUCACAUUUGAACAGACUCUGACAGAGUGAAAUGUGCAGAGCACUCAGCUGACAGCUGGAGUCUAAUGAAGGGAUGAUAUCAAACUGCAUUAUGAGAAAGCUAGGAUCUGUUACCUAUAAAGCUUUAUGACUCACUUAGUAUUUAUUCCAUUGUAUCAACACUCUGCUGCACUGAUGUAUCUCGCUGGCCUGCUGCUGCCUGUCAGACACUUUCACUUCUUUAGGUUCAGACUAAACUCACAGUCCUUUACAACACUAACACACUGCUACUAUCAGUUCGGUAAGGGGAACAAUAAAUCAAUGUGUGGGUUGGUUCCUAUAGCACUGAGUUUGUGAUACUGGGGUAUUUCCUCAGUUUGUGGAAGAGUAGAACAUAUUUGGGUAUAAACCUACCCCUGUGUGUGUGUGCAUGCGUGCGUGUGUAUAUGUGUGUGUGUGCAGAGACAUACUAUAGGCUGAGAAGAAAAGAGAUUGUAUGAACCUUUUCUUGGCUUUUUUCUGUCUUACCCUUGCAGCUGCAAAGCAUGAUGUUGUUUGUACAGCAAUGCAACAACCUAACAUAAACUAGCUUGCAGUUGUUUCUACAUCACAUUCAUUUGUCUCAACAGCUGUUUUCAAUUGGCGCUUAACUCCUAUCAAUGUCCUGUAAAUUUUGGGGUGAGCUGCAUAUGUGAGCUGUUUCACUUUUGUUUCUGUUCCUAGCAUCUUUUUUUGGCUCCAAUCUGAUGGGAAAACCUUCAUCCAUGUGAGGGAUGUGUGAGAAAAACAACUUUGAGAAAUUUCAGGGGCAGAAUUUUCCUGAAGUUUUUUAGAGAGCACUUAUGAAAAGAGCUUAAAGUCAAGUGGCAACCUCUAAUGAUCUAUAUGAAACCAAUGCUUUGGUCCACCUUAUGUUGUGGACUACAACAUUUACAGUUUAGUGACAGAAAUAUUCAGACUGAGGAUUCUCAGUCAUCUUUGGACAGCUUGCUGCUGCAGCAGAUCCUCUUUAACCACAUCAAGAUCCUCCUCAUUCUGGGUUUUUGGACCUGGACCUGGACUUCCACGGCCUCAUUUGGAGUCUGAAGAGCUGGCUCUGUGGUGGACUGCUCAUCCAUAGCCUCAUCCUCCAGGACUGCAGCUGUGAUGGGAGCUUCAGUGGGCAGGAUCACAGGAGGUGAUGGAGUUGGCACCAUCAGGGUCUGGGUUGUUGGUUCAUCCUUGGUUCCUGGCUCCUCAAUUUUGUCCACAUCCUCCAGGUCUGAAACUAGGACUGGAGGUUCAUCCUUGGUUCCUGGCUCCUUAAUGUUGUCCAAACCCUCCAGGUCUGAAACCAGGACUGGAGGUUCAGCUGGCAGGUUGACAGGAGGAAGAUGAGUCUGGACUGACUCAGAGAAUAGUGGCUCAGUUGAAAUACUCUGGCUGGCGAUGGAUGGCUCAUGAGGAUAGACUGCAGGGGACGGUGGAGAAUCCUCCUUGGCAGGUUCUGCUUCCUGGCCUGGCUCUUGGUUGUUGAUGGUAUCAUCAGUAUUAGGUUCAAACAGUGUUGGAGGCUUUCCCAAAGCAGGCUCUGGAUCUCUGGUGGACUCCUCCUCCUCAUCCUUGCCCUCCAGGACUGAAACUGUGGCUGUAGCUACAGCUGGCAGGGUCUCAUAAGAACAUGGAAAUUGCUCCACAGAGUCCAGUUCACUGCUUGGUUCUGGGUCCUUGCUGUCUGGCUGUACUGAGUCUGUGACUGGAGGUUCAGCAGUCAGGGUUUCAGCAGGAGUUGGGAUUGGUGUAGCCUGGCUGAUAUUUGCCAGCUCCUGAUCAGCUGUUUGACUCAGUUGCUCGAACAGCUGACGGAUGGACUCUGCUGAAACCCUUUUGAUAAUGUCGAACACCUCCUCUUCAAAACAGUUAUCCUUCCUCCUCAGAUAGUCUAAAGGGAACAUCUGCCUCACCUCUGCUUCGAUGGCCAGGACCAUGUUGUCUCUUACAGACUGAGAUAGGUGGCCUGAUGAAGAGUUGAAAGGGAAAAAGAGACACAAUCAAGGGUGGCUUUUGUGACUCCAACAGCCAUCUCACUCAGCUUCUCUGAGGGCAUUUUAUGGCCGAUGCUUCUUUUAGGUUUCCAGAAGACCUGAAGGACUUUAGGAACCAGUUCAGUGACCAUCUCAGACCCAAACUCUGACAGACAGGAGCCCUCUGCAGCUGCUCCAACAGAACCUGUGCGUAUUCCCGGGCUUUGCUUUGGAUCUUCGGAUGCUGGUAAGAGGGAGGUAUUGAGUCCGGGGAGUCGAACAGUUUUCUCGCUUCAAAUUCCACGUCUCUUUUUAGCAGGCUGGUGUUGACCUCCCACAACAGCUCCAACAGAGGCCUGACAUCCUUAUCACAUCCCUGCAGCUCAAACUCCCACAGCUGCAUUCGGAGUGACUUCUUGCUGUCCUCCACCAUCAGGUUGGCCAUGUCUUCAGCAGUCAGCUCUGCAGAGAGCUGGUUGUUCUGCUGAAGUUGAAGGAGUUCAACCAUGAGAGCCACCUUGGCUUUAUAUGACCAAAGGUUCUAGCAGAUCUACUUGGCUUCUUUGUACAUUGGUUCCUCAAACAACACCCUAAAUGGCUGGUAGACACCUCUACUGCCUUCAAUAAAUGCCAUGACGAAUCAGAUUCUUGAUGUCCAAGAAGAAGAUAAAGCAGACGCGCACUGGUAACAGUAUCUGUCGUUUGAAGCUACGAACUGCCUUAUAUAUGUUUGUACUCCUCUAGCUGUAUUUAUCCCCACAUGAAAGUUCCUUUGUCUGAAGUCUCAAGUCUGAAUACUGUGGGUACAAAAGAUCACCUAUAUCUAUCUGUCUUGCAGCAAAGAGACAGGAGCCAUCCACCACCAAUGAAUUUUGGUCAUUUAAGGUGUUAUGAAGUGGAUGAUCCAUGUUCCCCAGAAUAGCCUCCAGCUUCCACAGUGUGCAUCUCUCUAUGGUUUAAGCACCCAAAGUAUGGAGGCUAUAGACCUUGAUGCUGCAGUCACUAAUUUGACUCCUGGCCCAGGCAUUCUGCAUGUGCUCCAUAAUUUGCAUGGCUGGCUUUGACCCAGAAGUUGAAGAGUGUAAUUGUGGUGCAGGGAAGCUUUGUAAUAAACUAAACCUCAACGGGAUAAGAGAAAAAGGACAAAGCUGCUUUAUCCUAUGUAUGUAAGUUAUGUAGGAUAUGAGUCAUCCAGUACGAAAGCGGGACAAGUUAACUGGAAACUGAUGGAGUUAUGAUGCCAUUUAUAUAUAAGCAAUUAUCAAUGGAGCAGAAACAUUUAACAUCUGUCAAACAGCCAAAAAUGAUGGUGUCACAGAGUGUAAUCUGAGGACAGCAAGUCUGAAAAGGUCAUCCUGAGAUGGGUGUUUGAGUGUGCUGCUGAAAAACAGAUCGAAGAUAUGUCCAUACAAGACCCAUCAUCCAUCAGAUAGACUGCAGGUUAUUUUAAUGGUUUAAAAAUAUAGUAACUAAGAGUGCUGCACCCAUGAUCAGAUUAUAUAUAUAUUAAUUUUGUUGUUUUAUUGUCAUCGCCAAAAUAAUUUGAUUUUCAGAAAACCAAAUAAGUCUUGAAAGAUGAAAUCACUCAUUUUGAAAAGUAAAGGAUUUUGCUGUCACUGGAAAUGUUGUUGUUUAACCCUACAGAUGAAAAUGCCAAUAAAUGAACUUAUAGUAAACAUGUAGGUCUAAACACCGUGCCUGAUAUAUGGACAUCUCUUCGACAACCAGUUUAAUGACUCUGGCUUAAAAUCUUUGUUUUGCCCCGCAGUAACACACACUGACAACACAGCAUGGCCUAGAGCUGAUCUCUUUAUCCUCCUGCUGAUGUUUGCAGGGCUCUUAAUGUAAAAAUCAAAGACAACUGUCCAGGCCAGUAAUCAUUAAACACUCAGGUGCCUCUGUGACUCAAACUCCCCACAGUCGGUGUCACUCCUCCCUCCCUAGGUUUUACAUGAGCAUAAUGAAUAAUAAAGGUUGGCCCCCUGUGGUCCAGGUGGUUUACCACAAAUGGGAGGAGGGGGUUGUGGGGGUGGGGGUGGGGGGGAUUCAUUGGUAUUCAGAUACAGCUCCAAAGAGUCUCAGAGAUCCCUGAGCUAAUGAAACAGAGCCAAUUAAAGAGGAGAGAGAGAGGACUCCUGAGGCAACACGGGUGAGAGAGCUGUACGUUAUUUCAGCGAGAGCCGGAGAAUACCUUCCUUUCUCUCUGCUUCCAUCUGAAUCUCUCCUGUCACCUUUAUCCAUCUUCACUUUCAUUACUUUCCCCCCUCUCAGUAUUAGAGGUGUUAAACUGAGAGACCGUUUCAAACGACAGGGACAAAAUUUCAUCAACACACAAAUACAUCAAAAUAAAACAAAACUAGGGAUACAGCUGGUUCGCCACAAAUUUUAGAUUUUCCAAGAUGUUUUCUACGAUAACUGGUAGCAGUAGAGGUUGAACUGGUAGUAUAAGUAAUAGAGGUUGUAGUCGUAGUCGUAGCAGUGGUAGUAGGAGGAAGAGGAGGGAAGCAUAUUUACAUUUGUGCAUCGUCACCUAAAUUUAAAAAGUGAUUCUCUUCGUGGACCGAGUUUGAGCUUUUAAUAUCUUGACUGGAGCAGGUCCCCCUGUAUGGAGACUGCCAUCUUGCCUCUCACCUCUUCAUCUCUUCUAAAGCACUGAACAGACAAACUAUAGGUACAUUAGUUUCUCUGCACAGAUAGAAGAUCAUACUUAUCAUGCACCACAGGAGACUCUUGUCCUUGAAGGUCACUGUAGCUUCAUUAAUGAGCAAGGGGACAUUUCAGUCUUGAAUCAGAUGUGGCUACAUUUUUCCAUUUCUACGCAAUGUACCUUUAAAGUGCAGUGACAUGUUACAAGAACAGAUAUUUUUACAUUUGAUGAAUAAUUUGAUAAUGUUUUUAUGCCACUAAUUAACUGUCAGUUUCACACUACAGCGUAAAGUAAGUUGAAUAUGAGAUAGCUCAAAUUGUACGUGGGAACUAGUUAAAUAAAUGUGCUCUCAUUGAGUUAUCUUUUCGUAAUCUGAUUUGAAAUUAAAACCAAAUUAAAUCUGAGUUUACUAAUGAAGGGUAAAAAGGCACUUUAUUCAGUCGCAGAACAAAUCUCUUGUCACAUUACUAUCCAUAAAUAUUCAGUCAUCAUCUACAUAUUAAAUGCUUCAUUAUACCUCAUUCAGGAGGAAAUUGAAAGAAAAAAAAACAUAAUUAGAUCAAGUUAAUGACCCUGACUGAAAAUUAAUUCUGUUGAUCUGUAAUGUUUCUCUCAUGCUAAAUUGAUAUCAGGUCAAAUUACUAAUUUGAAGCUCUGUAUUUUAUUGAAUAUUAAAUUUAAAACCUCAGAUGUAGCUGCAGAUUGUUUGUGAUGAGAGUAUUACUUCACAUCCUGGUGUGUGGGUUUUUAUUUUGAAAGAAGUAGAAACUCUGAUGCUGAAACAGACAUAAUAAAAUCAUUGCACUUUCAUUUAAAUGCUUAAGAAGGAUAUGUUUCAGCGGUUUUCAUCUAUAAUAACUCAGCUCUCAUAUAUCAGUGAUAUAAAGAGUUUAGGGUCCUUCCUGCUGUGAUAAUGUUAUCAAGCUGCUGAAUGACGGCAGUUUAUCAGUUCAGAUCAGAUUCUGUUUUAUUCGGCUAUUAUCUCCUCGAGCUGUUCAACAAUAAAAACACAUGAUUCUGCUCUGUUUUUAUCCAGCCUGUAAAGAUUUUAAUGGCUUCUUCUUGUUAUAAUACUUUAUCCUUAAGUCCCAGACUCUUUUUUGUUUUUCUAAUUUCGAGUUAUUGGUAAUCUGAGUGAAAGCUCCCUCUGUCUCAGGUAAUAUGGUUUUCUUUCUCUUUAGUCUUUUCCCUUUGUCUCCCUGUAUCUCUCUCUUCUCUAGCCUGUCCUCCUCUAUCACCUUUCCCUCCUUCUGAGGUCUCUCUCUUCGCUGUCCCCUUGUUUUAAUGACCUAAAGCUCUCUCUCUCUCUCUCUCUCUCUCUCUCUCCUUCUCCCUGUUUUCACCUCCAGUAAAAGAGAAGCUGUUCAGUCUCACUGGCUCUGACCCAUCUUCCUCAUUAAACUUUUACUGCUCAUUAUGAGUCCCACAUGUGCAGGUCUUAAAGAAGAUAUCCAUCGGAAAUCUGUUGCAGCAACACCAGUUGGUGUCUAGACCAACUAGUGAUUGUAUUAUUUCAUUUGAUUACAACACCUAUAGUUUCCACUGUGACAUGAAACAAAAACUCUUAAACUACGAACACGGAAACUGUUGUCAGACUCUAAUGGAAGGCUGUUUUACAGACAAGUAGAGGUCUGAAUCACUGCUCAGACAUUUGAGAAUAUGCAGCUGAUGGAGCGAGGCUGCAGUGCAUCUUGGGGCAUGUACCCACUGAGCAAAAAGUGGUUCCGAAAACGUUAAAAAGACGUCUUUAGAGGGGCCAGAAUGAACUUUUUUAAUACGUCUUUUCCGAACGCUAUUAUGACGUCAUUUCUGUACCUAUAACAGACGUCCUCAGAGGGGCCAGAAUGAUAGUUUACCGUACGUGGUUCCUGGAUGGCAUUUUUGGUGUGCCUCAGGCCUAGGAAUGACGCUAUAUAGAGGUUUAUAAUUUGGUCUGUCUCAACAUCUAUCCUCGACUAGUUCUGGCUAUCUGCAGACUUCCAGAAUUUGGCCAGGCUGAACAACAUUAUGUUUGAACCAAAUAUGAACCUUAUAUAUGUUCAGAUAGUGGCACAUGCUAAUGUCUAUCUUUGACUAGUUCUGGUUGUCUAAUAACAUCCAGAAUUGGGCCAGGCCGAACUGCUUGUCUCAGUGUCUUUAAUCAACUAAUACCGGAGUCACAAAGAUGUUCAGAUUGUGGCCUGUCUCGACAUCUAUCCUUGACAAGUUCUGGUUGUCUGUAGACGUCCAGAAUUGGGCCAGGCUAAACAACAUCACUUACUGUCAUGUUUCAACUAAAUAUGGACGUUAUAUAGACGUUCAGAUUAUGUACUGAAUGGACCAAUGUGAUAUCUACUUCUGUAGGCACAAGAACUUUUGCUCUGCAUUUAAAAAGUUACAACUUCAUUGUACUACAUUUGACAAAAGCUGUGACAGGGCAUAUACCUGCAGGGAGACAGAGAGGAUGAUUUACUUUUUAGAUUCACUGUCAUGGGUUUGCUCAUAGGUUCAUGAGGACAGUAGUGGACAGUGUUGCAAUACUAUAUACAAUGAAUCACAGAGACUUUGGUGGUAUCUGAAAAACGAGUAAACACCGUCUGUCCUCUCCUGUCUGCGAACUCUAUUCACUCCCUGUGGCUUAGUCCUUUGUACCGCAGAAGAUGGAGCUUCUCUCAGUUAUAAAUUAUGAAUUUAAUCUGCUGACUGUCUGUCUGUCCGCCUGUCUGUCUGUCUGUGUCCUUAUCUGCUCCUCUGUCCUCACCCUGAAACAUUUCUAUUUCUAGCAGUUGUAGGACCUCAUUUUCAAGGCCCAGACACUGAAUGGUGCAAGGACCCCGUAGGAACCCUAAAGAGUAUUUUUGUUAUUUCUUGUUGGUAAUGAAUCUCAUUUUUGGACGCUUCUUUAUACACCAAAAUUCUCAGAUUUUACACAUUCACCUGGUCUUUUAAAAAUGUUCUGUUUUGGUGUCUCGUCUACAACUUUUGACUGUUUGAAAAGUGUAGAUUUAAACAAACUUGACUGGGUGGUCAACUAACUCAGUUAGUGUCUCGUAACACAUUCAAAAUCACAGGUUAUCAAAGGUUUUUGUGGCGUCAAACUAUGUGCCCCUGGUAGUUUUUUAAACUUCAAUGCCUCCCCAUGAAACAGGAAGUAGAUUAGAUUACAUAAAAUUAGAUUAGAUUAGAUUAGAUUAGAUUAGAUUAGAUUAAAGUAGAUUAAAGUAGAGUAGAGUAGAGUAGAGUAGAGUAGAGUAGAGUAGAGUAGAGUAGAGCAGAGUAGAUUUUAUUGAAUUAGAUUAGAUUAGAUUAGAUUAAAGUAGAUCAGAGAAGAGUAGAGUACAGUAGAGUGGAUUAGAGUAUAAUGGAAUAGAUUGAAUUGGAUUGAUUAGAUUAGAUUAGAUUAGAUUAGAUUAGAUUAGAUUAGAUUAGAUUGGAGUAGAUUGGAGUAGAUUAGAGUAGAGUAGAGUAGAGUAGGGCAGAGCAGAGUAGAUUUUAUUGAAUUAGAUUAGAUUAGAUUAGAUUAGAUUGGAUCAGUACAGUAGAGUGGAUUAGACUAUAAUGGAUUAGAUUGAAUUGGAUUGAUUAGAUUAGAUUAGAUUGGAUCAGAGAAGAGUAGAGUACAGUAGAGUGGAUUAGAGUAUAAUGGAUUAGAUUAGAUUAGAUUGGAGUUGAGUGGAGUGGAGUGGAGUGGAUUAGAUUAGAGGUUGGGGAGGUUCCCUUAGAGAAAUUAAAAUGCUGAAAUAUAUGCUGAUUCUUCAGCAAAUCAAAAAUCAACUCUGUGAAAUUCCACUGUUGUAGAUCUUACAUUCACUGUCCAGUCUGCUCCAGAUUACAUAGGUUCUAUGUUAGUCUCAGUCUCAAUUUUUUUAUGCGUACCAUUAGGUCAUGUUGACAGCAUCAUCUUAGAGGGUAUAAACUCCUAUAUUCAGUUUUCAUACAUCUUUUUUAUUUUUAUUAAAAAAAUUCAGAUAAAAUAGCAUCAUAACCACCAGCACUGUGUUCAGACCCAAAUAUCAGUGAUGACUCAUCCAGACAUUCCUGAAUUUUUCAGCCACAUCUCCCUGGAUUUUCUGUUGGAAGACACGAGACAUUUACUCUUCUCAGCAAAGUUUAGCCUUACACCUCCUUAAAGUCAUGAAUGAGACUCCUCCUCACCCUCAGUCUUCCUGAGUCCCCCCCUUGUUUCCUCACGGAGAGAACAGCAGCUCUAUAUUCAGACCAAAGUGACGGAGUUUCUUUCUAUUAAUACCUGAGAGGCUGUUUCUGCAUCUAUAAUUAAUAAACCUGCUGUGAGUCGCUCCCAGACUCUGCUGCUCUCAGAUCAGUGUUUGCUCCAAAACCAGGAGAAACCUGCUGUUCAGGGAGCGUUCAAUCUCCCCCCCGUUAUAUUAUAUAACCUUAAUCUGCCUCUGCAUCGCCCCUGAGCAUAGAGAGGGAGAGAGAGGGAGGGAGGGGGGGAAGGAGAAGGAGGUGAGAGGGAGAGUGGGAGAGUUUGUAUUCCCCUCAGAGAGAGGGACGAGCCUCAGAUGACCCGAGAAUUUAUCUGCUUGUUCCUCCUGCAGCGUGUUGAAUCUGCUUCCUCCUUCUCCCUCUUUCUCCUCCUCCUCCUUGUUAAUCCCUGAUAACCUCCCUUUCUCCUCCCAUCCCCUCUUCUUUCAUCCCUCCUAACCCCCCCUUCCCCUCUUCCUGCAGGUGCUUUAUUUAUUUCAUUCCUCCGGUCUUUGUCUUGUGUAUCCUUUGUUCCUCUGUGACCCUCCUCUCUCUCCUUACAUGCACUAAUGUUCAGAGUGUGAUUCAGUUGCAUCAGAGUUUUUUAAUUACUUCCAGAAAUCAUUCCCAAUUAAAGAAAUAAUUUCACUUUGAGAUCGUUUGUUUGACUUUUUUUUUAUUUUUGGUGGUAGGGGUUAGGAUUAGGUCAUAUGUAACCACUAUGCAACCACUAAGCAAGUAAGACUUCAUAUUGUUUCAACACAACACAGACAUAUUUGUCAACGUUCUCAUCUGGAUUCCCCUAAUGGGGCGCUCACACCAAGUGCGAGUAGAAUCAUCUACUCGCUUAAUUCGCUCGAAUCUAGACGCGUAAAUAAAAAGUAUUUACUCGCUUCAUUCGCACAUCAACGGUAAUUUCAACGGUAAUCCCCGUCAAUUUAACCGGCGGGAUCAAGUGACCUCCUCACUCACUUGCCUCCAGGCAAGCCUAUUUUUAUUCCAGAUUCGGUAAUUGAAAGAAAAGGUAUUAUAUAAUUCAGAACACCCACACUCUGACUCGAUCAGUUUGUCCUCCAUUUUAGAUAUCAGUGAACAACUGUUCAUUUUCAUACAUCAUCCGGCAACCUUUGUGCCGAUUAGUUAUCGCGACAUGAAUAUUUGCGUUAGCGUCUAAUCCGACUUCACGUUGACUUAACAUGUAAUUCAUUCGCACAAGUGAUUUUACUCGUGUUUGGUGUGUGGAGACAGUAAUAGCUGGAUUUAAAGUCAAGAUUGAACUCUCUUUACAGGUUCGGUAUAAAAGCACAGAAUCUGUAGGAGCAGGAUUUUGUUUUUGCAGGUGUUCUGGUCUCUGGUUCUGGUACUGCCUGUAGAACCAUCCAGUAGUGAAUCUGAGAGCAUUACUGGUUCAAGAAAAAGAGUCCAUGCAGUGAGUUGAAGGGCAGAACUUAAUCUGUUGUAAUGUAGAGCUGUACACCAUGAGUACAGUAAUCCAAGUAUGAUGAAGCUCUACAAACAGAAAUUUAAGUGCAGCUAUAGCACUCCAGUUUUGCUUCUCAGGUUGUUUAACAGACUUUAAACAAGGGAAACAUUCAAAAAGACCAGAAAUCUUUAACAACAAGGCACUGGCUUUACUAGAAACCCUGAAAAGUGACUGUGACUCCCAGCAGCAAACAAUAGCUUCAUGGAUAUGGUCAGAUGAACUUCUCACUGCAUCCACCCUCUUAAAAGCAGAGCACUGUUUAAUGACCUUUCAGUAGGGAUCGAUACUUGGAUUUCUCUGAUGGACAACAACUGUUUGUGUUUUUGAUGUGAAAACCUUUAGAGCGUUGCAUAAGAGCUGUGGUUAAAUCCAUCUGAUUUUAACUUGCAUCUCAUACUCAGGCAAUCCCAGGCCUGAUCUGAAGAGGCAAAUGGACAUGACUGGAGUUCUUGAAGAUGUUUUGCCUUUGACUGGAGCCAGAGCUAGAAAAAUAAUGGCGGUAUCAGAGGAAUAGUCAAUCCUUCACAAGCACGGCUAAUUCAGUCACUCAGCUCCUCUUUAAAAUAUGGUCCCUCCUGGCUCUAGAAAACCAUUAUGGCAGCCAUACAGAGCUUCACGAGGGCAGCCAAACCACCCAGUGAUGUGAUACUGUUGGUGGGUCCAUUAUUUAAACAGUCUAUGGUCUCACAGUGAGACUUCCAGUCAUCUGGUCCUCUGCUUGUCCCCCCCCAUCUCUUCUCUCAGAGUCCCGUUUGGUCCAUUAGUGGAGUGUGUGUGUGUGUGUGUGUGUGUGUGUGUGUGUGUGUGUGUGUGUGUGUGUGUGUGUGUGAGUGCAGAUUGAGUCCUCUGAAGGUAAAUAUGAUCAGUGUGUCGUCUGCAGCCUGAUGGAUCUCAGUCCUACAGUCUAAAUUUACUUCACCGAGAGAGCAUUACGUUAGCUGAUAUAUGGAGCCCAUAGACAGCUAAACAGGUUCAUUGUUUAUAAUGUGCCCUCCCACACACAUACACACACACUCAUAUUAUGCACUGUAGGGCGACAGCAGUCUAAACUGCAGGGUGCGAUGUUUAGAGCACUUUUUAUCACAUUAUGGGAAGUUAUUAUAUUACACUGCCACGCUGCAGUGAAUUAUGCAACACUUGUGCGUGUGUGCCAGUGUCUGCGCGCGUGUGUCCUGAUGAGUUGGAGAGCAUCCAACAGAUGAGGUGCCCACUCUUUGACUCCUCCACUCCCCGCUCUGCUUUUACUGAAGGAAUGACGCUCUGUGAAAUAUUCUUGAAAUUAUCACGAUUUUCUGAAAUAAUGAAUGUUUGUUUUGUUACUUUGGUGAUUUCUCAGACGUUAACCUGAAGCAGAGUGGACUGUUGUUGCCUCACAGCUGUGUUGCAUCACAUUACCACCAUCAAACACUGAUGCAAAAGAUCAGAGUCUGACCCUGCGACUGGUGACCAGCCCUGGCUCUGCAGAUCAGAAGUCAGCACCACACACACCCGUUGUGCAUGUGACAGCUCACACCUGAGCCCUCAGCAUCAAACACCAGGUGCCAUAAUGCAAGUAACACUCAGUCAGGCUGUCCCUGAGUCAUCACAGCUCAGUAAACACAACCUGUCCUGUUUAAUGGACCAGCACGCAUUAUCAUGGAGCUGAAUGUGCAGUCGUAAAUCUGCUAUCUGAACUCAGUGAGAAGACACAAAGUGAAAGAAAAACACCACAUGACUUUGAUCCAAAGUUAAAGGUCGUACAGGUUGCAUUAACAUGUUAGAUUAAUCAGUUAACAGUCUUCUUGUUCAUUUAAACUUUCAUUCAAACACUGCUGGUCACAUUUGCUGAUUCUUGUGGCUAAACAGAGCUCUAAAGAAAAUACCAAUGCUGUUAGAGAUCAAAUCUCAGCAGAGAGAUUGUUCUGGAUGGUUUCCAAGAGCAGAGAGUAUGGAUACAUUAAAUCUGAACUUCAUCUUCUCUCUGAGGGAGAUAUAAAUGCUCAGAUGGAGGCUGUUUUCUGUUUGGAUGAUCAAUCUUUUCUGUGCCAGACCUUUUUUGCAAAGAAAACUAUCAUGAUGGCGAGUGAAUAAAAUGGGCCAUGAAGUAAAGGUUACCACUAUGAAGGUUUCAGCAAUCUGCUUCUUAUAUCGGUGUGAGAAAGCAUUGCUUCAUCGCAGCCCUCAUUUCAGCUCAGAUACUGAAUUUUUGCGCCACCUGGUUCCCUCUCCUGUUUCAAUCUGUGUAACCCUAAAAUCCUGAAGCCUGUACUACAUAGCAGGGUUUUGAUAAUGGAGGUAACUCUAAGGUAAACAUGGUACUGUUUUCAGUACUGUGAAGAUGGUUCUCUUCUUACUAAUGCAGAUCUCCGGGGUAACUGAUGCUGAACACUUGACCUGCACCAGAGCAGCUUAUGUUUGGGGUCAUAGACUAUCCUCAAUGAGCACAGAUCUCUGUGAACUGACUGAGAGAGAAGGACAGAGAUAGAGACAAAAUGAAGCUUUUUCUGCCUGUUUGAUGUUUGUUUGUGGUUUCCCAAGGUGUAAGAACAAUUUUUAGAUAUGGUUUUAUUUCCUUCUUUUAUUCAGUGGUACUGUUGUGGAGGUUUCUGAGCAUGUUGAGCUCAGAAACAAUGAAGUGUACCAUACCAUCAUAGUAGGGCUGGUCGAUAUGGGAAAAGGUUUAUCACGAUAUAUUUUUUCAUAUCAGUUGAUAUCGAUAUAUAUCAUGGUAUAAAAAAAUGAAAUUUAACAGUGCUUAUUGGUAGCAUGUCUUUUGCAAUACAAAAAGCUAUUGCAUCAGUGAGGUCUUUGUGUCUCUUUGAGGUUUUGUUGUAAGGCGUUGCGCUAGAGAAAGCGGAUCUUAUGGUCGGCUGUUUCAGCUGCACAGGCAACACAGGCUCCUUGCUCCGCUAGGGGUUUGUAAAAUUUGAAAAGAUUUGAGGUAUUCCCUGACUUUGCGAGAACAUGUACUCGACAUAAUUCGCAGCGCAUAUUACUCUGCUUCAUGUCCCACCUCAAAAAACCAAAAUACCUCCACACCACCGACGUUUUUGGGCCAGUGUUGUUGACGAUGUGAUCAUCUGUUGAGCCUUCAUCUGCAUUUCUGCCAGGGGUAGUACUCAUUUUCUUUUUUUCUCACCAACAGUGCUGUGGGUUUCACCUGUUAAAGUGCUAUGGUUACAUCUAGCUGCAGCCUGUUACUAUGCAGUUGUUUGCUUCCUGGUUCUAAUUCAAGACAUGAUUGGUUCAGUGGGAAGCGGACCCAGAGCAACUCCCCUUUUCAUUGGCUAUUCAUAUAGUCUACCAGAACAUGGCAGAAUGCAGACUAUUAAAAAGCAUAUUGACCAUAUUUUAUUUUGAUAUUGAAGGAAUUUAAUUUUCGUUCUAUAGCGUUAUCAUUUUAUCGCCCAGCCCUACAUCAUAUUAUAUUAUAUUGUAUGUGACUGUAUUGUAUUUUACUGUAUUGUGUCAUAUUACAGUCAAAAGUUGCGUCUACUUUCUUGAAGUUAUUUGCUUCCUUGUCCCUCUUGCAGGCAGUGGGCAGCACACUGAUGGUGAUUCAGUAUACCAGCGUCUUGCUUUGAAAGAGGAGGUGUUAAUGGUUGGCAGUGGAAGCCUUGAGUCUGGCAGGGGGAUUUCUUAUAAACUCUGCCAACUGUUGAUUUCAAUUAAUCUCAGAACAUUUAUUUUUGAACUGUAUGUGCUAAUUUCCUCCUCUUGAAAACCUCCAGUGAUAAUUUAAUGUAAACUUUGUCUUUAUCAGUCAGGGGAACUUAGUCCUGCACUGUAGAGAAGAGAGGCAAAGGGUAGGAGGACUAGCGCUGGCAGUUAAAAGCCUGUAUUGUAACUGACUCCACCUUAUAUUUCAUUCAGUUUUCAUCCACUUCAGAUGCAUAGAUGUCAUAAAAUUUCAAGCCAGUGUCUAGACAGCUCAUAAACUUUUAAUAAAAGUAAUGAGCGAUAGGCGACUGCAGAUUACAUUACAGUCUGAGGAGGUAGAAACAUGUUUCAGAAAUAUCAAUAUGCUAAAAGUAAAUCAACUUGAUGUUUUGUUGGCACAACAACUACAUCUCAGAAUUGAUAUGACUUUCUGUGAUGUGUUCUCAUCUUAUGUGAAAAUUGUGCAGGGAAAACCCUUCAUAAGCCCAACCCAUUUGUUCUUCCAUCCAGAUUUAGAUGAUAAUGUCUCUGCCCAUCCCUUAUCUCCUCUGCCAGGGCUCAUGAGGACAGAUAACCAAAAAACACUCAGGGUAUGUUGAACUCACUCCAAAGUAAAGGCUUGCAAAAAGAUGGUUUAAAUUUUGUAUCACCAGAGCUUCAUGAUGAUCGUCCUCGGGUCACAGAGAGUCUGGUUUGAGAUGUUCUUGCAUCACUCCCUUUCUGUGAUUUAAUAGUUUGUUGCUUUUAUUCUCUUGGGUAGAAAAUGUUUCAAACCUGGUUGAAUCAUGCUGUGACAGAUGUGAUAUUUUCGUCUCUUUCUGUCAGCGCUGUGCUGUUCCUGCAAGGUUGUGUUUAAUGCUCAUUAUUAAUUUAGUCUGACGUUUGAAAACUCUCCGAUUCAAAUGUUCACAUCUUCUCUUUCUCACGUUGUCUGUGGUGCAGCUCGGCUGCAUCGCCCUCUCUUCAGUCGGUGUAUCAGGAGCAGGAUGAAUGAACUUGAAUGAACUGUUUGUUUACUCUGUUUAUGUUCCUUCUGGUUCUUCUCAGUGAGUGCUGUGUGCUUUUUUCUAUCACGAGAAACCUCUUUAAACAAUAAGUUCUUGUAAUAUAUGAUCAGAAGAGCCCCGAACAGAUUCAGUAUGCCUUUGUGUGUCUCUCUGCAGUUUUUAAGCAGCCAUUCAGAGCCUGAGUUAAAAAUAGAGCAGAGAGUAUUUUUAGCAGAGCAGAGCUAAAUGGAGCUGAGGGGCUCACAGACACUGACUGGAGUUCCCUUAAUCAGCUGUUACGUCACAGCUGGAGCUCAGUGCAGCUGCUGGCUCACAAAUUUAGACUGUAAUGAGACAGUUAUGUAACAGGCUGUGUUUUAUUAAUGUAGAACUGGGGAGAGAGGCACAAAGACUACUAUAGAACUGAUUUAAUAUCUGCUUGAAUCAAACGUCUCUUGACGUACCGUUAGGUUUCUUUCACAUCCUGAGAGACACCAGAGCCCAUCUAAGACAGGCAGUCUCUAUGUGGUUGUUAAAUCUGCUCCAUAGUUCAGUUUACAGUUUUUACAGCAGUACUGAUCAUCCAAAUCUACCAGGUAAAGUGUUUGAAAACAUUUGGAACCUCUUAUACCCGGAACACAUGUCCUUAUAAUCAACUGCAAGUCAAGGAGGCCGGUAACAGUCAUUUUCCCCUCAUAGGAGUGGCUUUACAUGAUUUGUACUUGAAAUAAACUGUAAUUAUCUGAUAAUGGUGUCCUCAGCGUCCUGUGCUGCUCACAGCUUGCGGUUUUGAGCCUCUAUGGAGGAUGUCGUAGUAAAAAAUAAACACAAUAAUCUUCAUUUAUAUAUGAAUAUAUAGGUGAAAUAUUAAGUUUGUGACCGUGUAUAAGUAUUAUAAAUAUGUAAAGUUAAAAUAUCACUGUAGAAACUGUUGAUAAAAGGGGUAGGAUUAAAUAAAUCUAAACUUCUUCCUACUCCCUUUCGAACAAGCAGGUUGUUGCCAGCAAUCUUUGUGUUCUUUUAUUUAUGGUAUGCAUGUGUUUGUGUAUGGUUACUACCUAUAUUCUGUUUUCUUUAUUGCAUGUAUGAAAUAAAGCAUUCAUUCAUUCAUUCAUAACCCCAAAUUAGUGUAAUCUGUUGUCAAGAAUCGUUUUGUAUCUAAUGCAUGCAAAUCUACUAAGACUUGUGGACUGGGCCUCACAGAAAUCGCCCCGAGAUCUGGUGUUGAAUAAACUAGGUUUUGCUGACAUCCUAGAGUUAGUACUAAAUUCUGGCCAGAAAGUCAGAGAGAAUUUAACAGUCUUGGUGUGAGCUUCUGUCUCCACUGAUCAGUGAAUAAAACUCAGUCGAACCAGCCACAGAUUUGGGCCUGAAGGAGUGUUUCUCUCUCUUUCUUCCACAAGGGUCUAAAUAGAUGGAACAGCACCAGGUCUCAGUAAAAGUUGAGAUGUAAAUCCAGCUUGUACAGGCCUUCACUGACAAAGCAGCCAACAGUGAAGUGGCUACACAAACAGCUGUGUUGAGAGACUGGUGCCUGGAAAACACGAACGCUUCAGUAGUGACCACCUGGUUUUAACUUCUUGAGGUUUAUUGGUAAAUGUGUAAACUUCAUUGCAGACUGAUUGCUUCUGUACAGAGUAGAAAACAAAGCUUAGCAGGUAAAAGAAAAAGGUAUUUCAUAUAGGGCUGGGAGAUACGGCCUCAAAUCAAUAUCACGAUACAUUGAGCAGUUCACCUCGAUAACAAUAAAUGGACGAUAACUACUCCACAAGCUCUCACCUCCUCCCACAUUAACUUUGUCUACUUCAGCCACUACAACUCUUGAACCGUCCUCCAUCCCCUCACCUGUCUUUCCCUCUUUGUUACAGACUGGAUGGGGUGGAGUCACGUCUUUGAUGUAGGACAGCGUCUUAAAGGGACAUGAGACCAUAGCCUACCUUCACACAUCCAAAACCAACUUUUAUUUAUUGAUUUUUUUGACACUGAAUAUACCGAUAUGGGCAAAAUGACAUCAGUUACGGUCGUAAAUUUCGGUAUCUGUAAAUUUUCGAUUUAUCGCCCAGCCCUAAUUUCACUCAUACUGACUCUGUGUGACACUCAGACUGUAGUUUCAUGUCCUGAGGUGUCGUACCAGCCCUGCAGUGAGACUCUAACUGGUCUCUGAGCUGUCUGUUCAGGUCAUCAAUCUGGUUCUGAUUCUCAUCAUGAAGCUUCUGUCACCCUUAGAGCUCACCUGUCUGUUUCAUUGCCCCUCAGCUCCUCACAUGUGAGUGAUAGAUCCUCCCACAGAGAAAGGGCGAGAGGGAGCCGUUCAUCACGUCUCUGAGUUUAUGUGUUGAGGAUGAGAUAGAUCCUGGCCUCCACAGGAUCAUCUCUGAGGUCCUGUAAAACCUGUCAAAGGUUUCUAAUCAGAGCUGAAAACACAUGACCCUACACAAACACACACACACACACACACACACACACACACACACACACACACACACACACACACUUGUAUGUGUGUGUGUGUGUGUAAUCUGCAGUGAGUGCAUCCACUCCGGGUUUAUGAGCAGUGAUAAAUGUUUUUAUUUGUGACAUCAGGCAAAGCUGCACUGUAAAACAGGCUGACCUUGGUCUGGGUUAUAUCUACACUUUGUGGUUUGAAUUCUAAACAGAUAAUCUUUUCAGGCAUGAUGAGCAUGUUAUUAAUCUAACACACAAACACACACACACACAAACACACACACCUGCAGCUCUUUGAGAGCAGAGGAUAAAAAGUCAUCAGCUGUGAACAAACUUUAUGAAUGUCUUCCAAUUACAGGGCUGGUACUGAGGGUUAUCAUUAGUUUUGAUUUAUCUGCUGGUAAACUUUAAUAUUUGUAAUCAUUAUUAUGAUGAAAGUUUUACUGGGUAGACCUCAUUUGAGGUUGUGCAUACACCAUAUGAAGCUAAUCUUGGCCUGAAAUGAUGCUUUCAGGCUGAGAUGAUCAGCUGGGUGACAAAUGUGCAUCUUGCUGUUUGUCAGACAAACUUUUCAAACCCCCCAAACUUUUCCACAGAAGAACAUUACAAUGAGAUUGUAACACAAGACAGGAAAUAUUUCGAGUUUCUGCUUCUAAAAACUUUAGAGAAAUGCAGACUUAUAAUUUCAUUUGGCUGAGCUUAUUGAUUAUUUGAUGCUUUCUGCACCUGAGCCCUCACACACACUCUGAGUCUCUCAGGCAGACGCCGUGUGUUGUGUGUUCAGGUGUGUGUGUUUGUGUAUCUGUGGAUGUGUGUGUGGAGUCACCUUGUGUCAGCUGCAGAGGAUGAUGGAAUGCACGUCUGAGAAGGCGGGAGAAGGAAUAAUCCUGAAACUGAUCUCAGGUCAGCUUUCAAAGUCUGACACAGCAUAAAAAGAGGAAACUGACGCCUAAUGGUGGUGGUGGAAGGAGAUCGGUACAUAUUAAUGCUGCUGUGGGUGGAGAUGAGAUUGUGGGCGUUGGCUUUGGAAAACAGCAGCAUGUGGUCACAAAUAUCUUAUUGAUCAUAAACUGUGUGAGGUCUGAGGUCUCAAAAACUUGCUUGUAACCGAAAUCUGUUUCAGCAAAUUCAGAUACAGCCUAUCAUCUGACAGUCGCAUGAUUCAUCCUGUUUCUCUGUUAAAUUCACUAAUUCACUCAUUCAAAACAUUUAUUCAAGAGUAUAAAUCCUUACUCUGCAGUGAUGUUGAAAUACAGAGAAAUGAAUAAUUAACAUGAUGAAGAAAAGAGAAAACUUGUAAAAACAAUAAACAUUGCUGGAGGUGAAUGAGUUCAUUAUUUUUAUAGUGCAGAAGGAAUGGCUCUGUGCAUUAUGAGAGUCGGCUGUAAAUAAUUCAACAUGUUUGGUGCACAAAGUAUGAAUUUAGUUUUUUUUAUGUUUCAAAUGCACUUUUUGGACUUCAGGACUAAGUGAGAAAAAAUCUCUAUCCGCGAGAUGGUCUUCAGUGCCUGUGAUGUUGCUGCAUCUUUAACAUUCAGGCCAAAUACAGUAGUGGCAGAGUUAGCACAGGGUGACCAGGUCAUGUGACAGGGAUCAGGAAUAUGUGAGAUUCAAAGAAAGAAAGAGAGAGACAGAGAGAGAGAGAGAGAGAGAGAGAGAGAGAGAGAGAGAGAGAGAGAGAGAGAAAUUAUGCAGCAUGACUCUGUUGUGGAACCUUGAGUUGAGAUUCAAACCAAACCCCAUUCAAAUAACAGCCAUUUUAAAGGUAUUUCCCCCCCGUCUUUCCAACAGGCCUGGUAAAUCCUGAUUUUAGACUUUCCCAAAUCUACAUCAUGAUUACAGUUACAAUGUCAUUUAGUAGACACUUUAAUCCAAAGCAACGUACAUACGAAUCAUACACCAGUGGAGGAAAAAACUGGGAGCAAUGUAGGUGAAGUGUCUUGCCCAAGGACACAACUGACAGACUAGGGACAGGGGGAAUCAAACCGCCAACCUUCCAGUUGCUGGACAACUACUCUACCUCCUAAGUCACUGCCGCCAUGAUGUUAUCUUAGCAUCCUUUCAGCCUUUUUACUGCCAUUACAUCACAGUGUUAAUUUACUAUUUUGAGGUCAUAGAUGUCAGAUCUUAGCCCACUUUAGUGUGACCUGCUAAAAACAGUGAAACUGGGACUAAGUGAAGGCUGAUGAAUUUCUCUGCUGCACUGCCAAAACAAAACCCGAGUAGUUGGUGUCCAUAAGAGAAAUCCUGGUACUUAUCAUAAACAACAGUUUAUUAAACUAGGCACUGGUCAGCCUCAACUUGAAGCAGGAGAAAAGUCCAUCCAGACAUUUAUAGGUCAUAGGAAAAGAAGGAGGAUCAACCCAGUCCAAGUUUUUUUAUUUAAAGUUAAAACAAAGGCAAAGUUUUCUGUCCCUAAAGCUCAGUUUCAAACUUUUUUUUAUCACAGUAUCAAAGCUGCACACGAAAACUGUUUAACCUCAACAUUUUCCUUUAAUAUAAGCUGUGGACUUUUUGAUCAAAUCACAUGAACUUUAGAAAACGUUUCCCCCUGCCUGAUGGUAAACUUUAUACCUAUGUGAAGCCGAAUUUUGUAAAGGUCAGAGACGAGGGAACAACAGGACCACAGAGGGACAGAAAAGUUCACCUGCAUCACAGUCUGACUCAUAGCGAGAGGAAUGAGUACAGAACACACAGGACAUGCCACUAAAAUAUAAGUUUAGGUUCUUAUGAAAUAAGACAAAUGCACAAAUAAUGAUGAUAAAGAGAAACUAAACAAACUGGAGGCGUAAAAGGUUUGAAUUCAAAUUUAGUCUUUUGUUAACAAACUGAACAUUUCAGGUUCUAGUUAAAGCUCCCAUAGGGGAUUUUGGUGCAUUCAUGAAGUAGACAGAAAUUUAAUUUGAGGCUUUUACAGGUUACCUAAAAGCAACAGAUGGGAGGGGGUUGUUGUCGUGCGGUGGAGGAAAAUGCUAUUUCCAAACAGAAUAUUCACAGGAAACGAUACAGCUGAAAGCUUCAAAAUAUUACCCUGCUUAUUCAUUAUGACUCACAUGAAACUGGUGAUGCUUUCAACUAGGGUCAUAAUUACUUUGUUCACAAGAAGAGACAGUAUGAAUGUUCCUUCUUAUGGGAAUUUUCGUGAAAAAUAUUUCUAAGAGCUCAGGAGUUGUGACGUGUCUGAUGACGUUUUCAGAAACAGAGCAGCCAUUGAAUCCAGUUUUUCCCCCAGAGUACUGUAACUCAGUUUGCUGUGCUGUGAAAUCUUUGUUACAACAAUCUUUCUUGUCCGUGAAACCACUUGGAUGUUAAGCCUUUCUCAUACUUUCCCGACUUUAUGACCUUAAUCUUUACUUUACAAGUUCCAUUCAAGGGCAGUCAAAACGACUAUCGAUGAAAACAUUAAACCAGGUGAACAAGACCUCUGCAAAAAUACUUAUGCUGAGGUUUCUGUCCUCAUUUAACUUCUCUGUCUUCUCAAAGCACUGCAGCUGAACAACUUUUGAACACAAAUGAGGCAAAUGUUGUUGUUGCUUUUAUCACCAUCACUUAUGGCUCAGCACCUAUAGAUGUUUUUGCCUGGGGUGUUUGACAGGAUGUUGUUUCAUUUUUUUCCUAACGGAGAUGGUCGAGGUCUAGUAGCUCUUCAGGCUUCUCUCACAUUUGUGCCCACUACCUGUCAUUAGGACCAGCCUGAGACCGAAACUAAUGUUUUUGCCGCGGUGUAGAGACCUGAAAUGUGCCGUAUUCCUUUCUGCUGACAGAUAAGGUGCAAUGUGUUGUGAGGUCUCUGUUGUUGCUUUUGCCAUCCAUAAUCAUAAUCAUUGAGGUUGAUUUGGACCACUAAAGUUAAGUACUAAAGAGAGCCAGGUAUGAUCAAGUCAGAUUUUACAGAUUUGCAGCUCAGCAUCAUGAAUCGAGCCGAACAGUUGGGAUGUCAUAAAGAAAGUAUCUGGUAAAAUCUGAAGGUCUCACUGAGAGUCAGACUGUCAGCUGGUGUAACAUCUGCUGCUGUGUGUGUGAAUGUCACAGUUCUGGGUCAGUAGUUUGUCAGUCAGUUCAUCCUGCAGAUUCAGCCCCCCCUCAGGUGUGAUGUUUAGAAGCUGCAGGUCUGAAAUAUAAAAACAGGAGCUUCAGAGUUUAACUUUGAACCAGGAGACAGAAUCUGAUUUUUCUUCAUGCAUUAUGCAUGAAACACGCAGCGCUCUGUCCCUAUGCCUCCUGCUGAUAUUGACAGACUGCAUACAUACUGUUACAACACACACAUAUGCAUCUGCAAACUCCUCGAGCUCCCCUGUGCAGGGCUUACAGGCACAUAGAAUACAUACAGAUUAACACUGGGCUGUGGUCAGGAUGUAGCUACAGGACAACACAAAACAAACAGAACUGAGCCAACAGGCUUCUCAGUGCCUUGUCUUCUUUAAAAAAUACUGUUUGACAGGUUCUUAAAUACUGAUUUCCAACACCUCCUCACAUCUAAAGACAGUGUAUCUUGUUUGUAUCCCUGUCCUGUUAUGCUUCCUGUCAGGGACCUGUCUGGUAAGGAUGCACCUACUGGUUGUUGACGUCAUUCAUAUUGUUGAACAACCUGAUUUGCAUGGGACAGGAAUUGGGACUUGAGCAGGUUUGAAUCUAGCAGGUUUGAAUUUACUGUAAGACCACCUUAAACUGAAAGACAGAGAUCAUGGGGGCACACUCUGACUUUAGCAGAACUCAAACCUGACCAGCUCCUUUAGUAAAAUAAUUAUCUAUUGCACCAAGUGCCCUCUGCAGGCCUGUCGACUUCUGCUGUGAUUACUGAAAAUGCAGUGCGUUUUGGACUGCAUCACUUGUGCAUUUGCAUGUUUCCCUUUUGGGUUAAUUUAUGUGGUUUCUAGAAUUGAAGCCUGUUUUCCCCCUGAAAACCUUUUAGGCUGCUUUAACAUUUUUAUUCCUGACGGCAACAGUAACUUCUGUCCAAGGUUUUAAAGUUACAACAGUUUAGACACCGGCAGUAUAAAACAUAAGCAUACUUUGAUGCUAUUUUUAGACCUUUUAUAUGAUGAGAACACUAAGGUUGUAUCGCAGUAAAUCGUCCUCUCAAGGCUGAAACUGAAUUGUAAAGUGGUUCUCCCUCUGACCAAUCAGAGGGCUGCAGUGUUUAAAGGGAAGUGAGUAAUUUUUAAUCAAAAUGUGCGGUGUAAAUGAUACUCAUAUGUUCGCUCUUAAUGUUCACACUGCUCCAACAUACACACACAGACUAUGACCUGCAGCUGCCCAGUAACACCAGUUAACAUGCUGGACACUCAGCAGCUUACUGGAGCUGCUGGAGGGCAUUCAAGCUUUUUCCUCAAGGGCACGACAGCAGGUUAAUGGGAGUGGAGGGGGAGGUUUAGAGGGAGAGAGGUGGAUUGGAGGGCUGUUUCAUCUCCACCAUUCCCAUUAGUCCAGGACACAAACUGGAGACCAAAACAGGAACAAGCGUCACCUUAAACCGUUUAACUCAACGGACAUGGAGCUGGUUAAUGAGAAAACAAAGGUGUGAUUGUUAGGCUGAGGUCGGUCACAUGACAACAGCACUUACAGACCUCUAACACAGCACACAUUAGACCUGCCAGGAGUGUAAUUAACAUCAUUAAUACUGCCUGUUUCAUUAAGAGUCUCUGUGGGCAUGAACAACCGCAUAGCUCCACACUUUCACACUUACACACAUCCCCCCACACACACAAACUCAGAGUGACUCAAGGCCGUUUUGAGGCCUAAUGUGGGCUUUAAAAAGUUCUGUUUUUCUGGGUCAUGCCCAGAAUUUAAGUUCUUUCUUUUGUCCUUUUUGUUUUUGCCAUCAGAGAAGGAUGAAAACUCCAAUCUCCAAAAUCUACCACUUCAUGUUUUUGAAACUUCCUGCCCUACAAACACAGAUUCAAGCAGAUAGGUGGCUGCAGUCUUCCAGCUCUCUAAGAAUCCUGGGUUUGAUUGAUAAAUGUUUUUGGUCAACCACUGCCACAAACAGUGGGAAAAAUGGUGGUUAGCAGACUCAUUAACAAAUAAUGAUUAGUCACUGAUACUAUAUAAGCUGUGUCUACAUUCAAGGGCUGAAUCCUUCAGAAGAAACAAGUUAUGUUGGAUAAAUCUCAGGUAGCCUCUAAAUACCACUGACUGAGACUGGGCCUACAGAGGACUUUCUUACCCUACAGUCACAGUAACAGGCAACAGGUGGCUAGCUGGCCGAUAAGCUAACAUAGCAAAGACCCCUUUCAGUUUUUAACAAUUUUAUCAAUAACUAUGUGAUCAUGUUGAAAAGAAAUAAAUCAAAAGCAUGUUUCUUGUGUAUUUCUACCCUCUUAGCUGUAAACAGCUUGUCACCAGCAGGGUCUCGGUAGUCUAUGUCACUGUGCUAAAGCAAGAGCGUAGCAGAAUGCUGCACAACAGGUGACAGUGAUAAAAUACCCUCUCUUUAAUUGUAGUUCUAUAUACUUGUUAUUGCUAACAGUCAAACUGCUAAUAUUGGAUUGCAUCCAAAUCCAAACCAGCCACUGUAAACUCACAAACAAGGUUAGCUAACAUUGAUUGUGAUCCAAAUUGGCUGCAGCGGAGCGGAUUAGCUGCUGACUCAGUUGUUAGCAUUUUGGUGUUUGUAACCCGUGGCCAGCAAAGUCCUGGAGUGUGUAAUACAACUCACCUCUCCUGAAUGACUCCAUAGCAACCAUUGCAAAGUAAGCUAAUGUCAGCUAAGAAGGCAAACUGAGCACAUGAUGAAACUGGUUUAUUCAGAGUUUUAUUUGGUGAAUCACAAAGUCAAACAUAAUGGAUUGAAAUUGCUUCAUCCAGCCAAACAAGCCCCCCACCCCACCACCAUUCACUGAUAAGUGAAACCCUUGCUUUUAAAACAAGAUGGAUCACUGGGAGGCAAGCAGGUGUUUUAAAGAAAGAGAAAAAUGUGGAUAACACCAUCCCUGGAAUGUUUAUUAUAAGGAAAAAUACGCAAGAGGAUGAGCUAAAGCAUUCUGCAUUAGAGGAGACCUAUUUACGGUGGUCGAGAACCGCCACUGCCGCAAAUAAAUAAUGAAAUGGUGCAGAUAAUUUUUUUAAAAAGCCACGACCGAAGUUAACGAUGCAAAAAAAGUGGCAAUACCAAAUGACACAUUGAAAAGCACACGAAGCAGCUCCCUUCCGUUGUGGCUUUUUUUAUUUGCAUCCUUUUAUUUUUGCAGUAACUUUUUUUUUUUUUUUUUUUUUUUUUUUGCAUCGCCAUUUUUUUGUCAACUUCCAUUGUAGCUUUUUUUAAAAUCUGCCAUGUCUCUUUUUUUAUUUGCAGCAGUCUUUGGUUCCUUUCUUUUUUUUUUUUCUUUGCAUCAGUAACUUCCGUUGUGGCCUCUUUUUUUUUUUUGCUUUCUUUUUUAUUUGCAGCAGUGCAUCCUUAUAUCCUUACCACUUACACACUGCAAUUUCAACACAGUGCAACCCCCUUUGUACAAACAUACUGCAUCCCAUAAUUGCGUAAUAUUGGUGUCUGGGUGAUUUCAAAUUAUGAUGGAAGAGUAAUAUCAAUAUAUAUUUUUUAAAGUCACAUGGCUGAGAUUUGCUGGUUCCUAAUAGAAAUAUGACCUCACUCACACUCCACUUCUAAUCCCUGUCUGUUCACUCGGUGUGUGAGGAUUCAGCUUGUGGAGGAACCUGCUCUGUAGUGUUCAGAUGAAGCACCUUAACCUCUGUAUCGUGUGUGUGUGUGUGUGUGUGUGUGUGUGUGUGUGUGUGUGUGUGUGUGUGUGUGUGUGUGUGUGUGUGUGUGUAUCAGUGUCACUCUCAGUAUUAGCUUUGAUGUGGACCCAGCAGCACAUGGUCAUGCAUAUGUAUUGAAACCAUCACCACUGGAUUCUCUCCAUCUUUUUGUCCUCCUUUGUCCACCCCUACAUGCCCCCUCCCUACCCUCCUCUUCCUCCUCCUCUUCCUCCUCCUCUUCCUCCUCUCCUUCCCUGAACUUGACUGUCAUCAUUAAUCAGCGGCGAGCUUCGUCAUUCCGGCUCAUCCUGCCAGCGGAGGUGUUCCAGGAUUGAAGGAGAGCCUCAUCUCCCAACAUCCUGCUUCCAUUUCUCCUCCUCCUCCUCCUCCCCCUCAUCUCCCAUUCAGAGCCUUCAUCGUCUGUGAAGGCUCUGCAUGGAGGAUGAGGGGGAGGAAUCGAAGUGGGGGGCUAAUAAAGAAUGUGUUAGUGGGGGGAAUACAGGGACUGGGAGAUGGAUAAGAUGAUGGAAGAGGGGAUGAAUGUCAGGUAAUCAGGGGAAAGGAAGAAAGAGGGGACAGGGUGAUUUGUAACUGAGCGGUGGAGGUGGAGGAGGGCAUUUGAAGGUUAGCGUAGGGUUACAGUGACAAUUGUGAGCAGCAGGGGGCAGCACAGGGACAGCAAACCCUCUCUGUGUGCAGCCUUGGAGCCCUCUUUGGAUCCUGUUUGCUCUCACUGAGGCUUGUCUCUGUUUUAAUGGCUCCAUGCUCUCUGAUGAACGACUUCAAUUAAACCACCCUGGCUGGUUGGGUUGGGGUGGUGGUGGUGAGGGGAUCGGUUCAGCUACAAUGAUCUAAGCAGUAGAAGAAGAGAAGCGGUAAAAACAGUGCUGUCUGUUCUGGAGGCUUUUAAAGAAGCUAGCUGAGUUGUGUUGGUAAUAAAGCUCUUCAUCUCUCUCUGGGGGAUUUAAACGCUGAUGCUAAUGAGCUCUGAUCAACAUCAUGUUUAUCUCCACCUUAAAUCUACUGGCUAAUUAUCCUCCAACAAACACGCCUCGAUGUUUUAUUUAAAACAUCACUCUGAUUUGUUUGAUAGUGGGUUAAGUUUUAAUGGUGUUGUCCUCAUAGCUUGUUGGGAUCUGAAAUUGAACUCGACAAACUGACACUUUACCCAUUAAUCUCUAAAUGACAGUUUCUAAGCCUGGAGUUCAACUUUUUGGCUCACACUCCUUUUUAAUUUAUUUGAUUUUACACAGAAGUAACCACAUUUGAUAGAAUAAAGCUGCAGGAGAAAGAAAAGGCAUGAAGGCCACCUACCAGCUUGUUUACAUCCCCUUGGUUUGAUUGCAUGUUUGCAAGGAAAAGCUUGACUUCAUUGUUAUGCAAUCAUCAUCAAUGAUUGUUCAUUCCCCACUCUGUGCACAGUUUAAAGGUUGCUUUAACAGUUUAUGCUCCCAAUACACUCUUGAAAUAAUUGGGUUAAAAAAAAAACAAUUUGGGUAGUUUCCCAACCCAGCGCUGGUUACAACUACUCUGCUGAGUUUGGCAGUUUUUCUUUUUUUUUUAAUAUGUUUUUCUUUUCUUUUCAAAAGAAACAAUACAGAACAAGAGGUUGUAUCUUGCAUCCACUCCAAUCCAGGUCACAAAGUCAUCCAUUGACUGUCUGUAUCAACCUGAAACAUCAAGACAGGGGGCUCUAUUUUCGUGGUUUUGGUGAGCGGCGCAGCUCAGCGUAAGUAUCCCCCCACCCUAACUCAGCUCCUCUCAGCAGCGUAAGUCGUAGGGAGGGAGGAGAGAGGGCGUGGAGUGGAUUUAACACAGCCGAGACCUGUAUUGACCAAUAACAUCAGCUCCUCUCCUCGCCUUUUAAUCCGCCACAGGUGAUGCGUAUUACAAUUUUCGUGAAGUAGUCAAAGAGAUCAAGAGAUGGCUGAAGACAGCUAUUCCACACGAUGGCAACAGAAGGCAGCCCCUCAACAAGUGGCGCUGUAAGCGCUGCAUUGGGUGUCCUGCACACUCUCUCAUAUAAGCACAGAUGGAUUUGGUGUGUGUAAUGUUGGACCCGCUGGUAAGAAAAACACCCUUUUCCACAAAUAAAGACACUCACAUAAAGUUGCAUAUAUUCAAACCUCAUGUGACAAAGGUGAGUUGAGCGCACAGAUCACAACAUAAAUUCCAAUAAUGGCAUUAAAAUCGGAACCACCUGAGCAUAAAGGACUCAUCGCGCUCCGUGGCCUGGCUCUUUCUUUCAUAGAUGUUGGCAAACGAAAUACAUUUGACUCACAAAACUGAAUAUUAUAUUUGUAUGUCGGCUUAAAGUGAAUAACUCAUCUGAUCACUGAAACAAACCAUUCGGUUCAGCCGCUGCAGCAGGACGGGGAGAGGACACGGAGACAUGUCCAGGUCGAGCUGUGCGAGAAAUAAGAGGAAGAGGAAGAAAGAAAAGGAGGGAGGCGAAUUACAUAUCUUGUUCACUUCAUGCGUGUCUAUUUACUAGAUAUUUAAUUCAAUUUGAUGCGGUUUCAGCUGUGUUAAUUCGGUCAAGUUAAGUCUCCAAACGCGUGCCAAACGCGCUCAUCAGAUCAGAUAUAGAUCAGAUUAUAUCUAUAUAGAUCUAAAUGUAUGUGCUGACUCAGAUUAUUAGUUGUUGAUGAUUAUUUAUUGCACUGAAAUGUGCCUGACACUGCGGAAACCUGCCAUAAGGCAUCGGUGACGUAUGUCGAUACGCCGCCGGUCUACCAAAAUGACCAGGUUUGAAUCGGCAAGCUUUCAGCGCACUUUACACACCGGCAGUGAGCAUGAAAAUAUCACUGUGCCAGCUGAUCCUGUCGACACCUCCCCCUGCCACGCCACCCCGCCCAGCUUGGUGGACCUCGGUGCACCUCAGUCCAAAAAAAUACCAAACCGGCUGUACGCCUGGCUCCGCCAGACGAAAAUACCAUUGCGCGGGGUCCGCCACCCUCCGCCACAUCACCGGCAGACAUGAAAAUAGAGCCCAGAGAGUACAUUAAAGCAGUAAUUCAACAUUUCUGACCACACCACACUGCACAUCAGCUAACGUGUUCGCUACUUACAUUUGAGGCAACAUACUUUGUGCUACUAACGUUGCCUAACCAUUAGCUUGCUCACCUACCAAUCGAUUCCUGAAGGCAGAAGCUGGUAUACAACAGUGCUUCACAAACUUACAUCUUAACAACAAAAUGAGGAUUUGUAUGAUAGUAUCAAGUCAUCUAUUUGGUAAAGCAAUAUGGGAAUGUAACAAACCUUGCUUUGUACGUCACUUCGCUUCAGCAGUUGUGGCUUUUAUCUGGUGAAUGGGCGGUGCUUGGUUUCAAAUGCCCAAAUGUCUACCUAAUGUGUUGGGUAGUCCACAAUAAACCAACAAAACUGUAUAGAAAUUACAACCCAACAGCUAAUAGCUCUGUUCCUAACAUAAAUAACCUUGCGAAUUGGGUACUCAGAAUACCCAACUAAGUGAAAAUAACCCAAAUAAAUUGACCAACAGGCUCAACCUUGUGGUUGGGUUGAAAAACAACCCAGCAUUUUUUUUGUGUAUAAUACAAUACAAGGACUUUAUGUGUCUCCAAAGGGAAAUUCAUUCAUCAGGGAUCCCAUGUCAUCUACUAUUUAUCGUGAUUGCAUCACUGGAGAAGACAUGCAAUAAGCAUGAGUGCACCAUGUUCCUUUAAGGUGUUUGACAUGUUACAUUGAUCCACUGGUUUGCUGGUGCUGUCCAGUGUUUCUACAUUGAGCUAUAUUUACAAGAGCCUCUAGUGUGGGCAGGUUUAUUUUAUCAAAGAGGAAAAAGCUCUCCAAAAUAUCCAUAUAUUGUGGGUGUUUCACCAUCCAGUGCUGUUUUAAUGAUUCCUUAGGAAAACCAUUAUACUGCAGAGUAAUGAUCUCCUUUUAGAUUGUAAAUGUGUAUAAAAGAUAAGAAGCCUGGAAUAAAAAAGAAAAACUCACUGAACUAAAAGGGUAUAUAUCUCUGCACAUUUUUCAUUAAAAUUCAAGAUAAAUGACUAACCUUUACACCCCUGCAAAUAAAAAGGCUUAAAGUAAGUAAAAAUGCAAUAAACGCAGCUGGGAGAGAGGGAAAAUGUACAGCGAUUAGAACACUUAAACAUCGAAACUAGUUUAAAUGUCCCUUUGUACAAUAUUAUGUGUUUUUUAUCGUGCAAAAUUACCCUUUUGUUGUCGGUUUAUUGAUUCUUUCACACAGAAUGACGUUGUUUACUCUGAUAGUUUCUGAGAUUCAGUCUUCUUACAGCAAAUCUUUGCAAUGCUGCCAUGACCGCGACCCCCCACCCCCCCUAAAAAAAAGGGUCAUGUGACUCAUGCUGCCAAUUAAAAAACAACACUUAAACACAAACACUCAUAUGUACAGACUCUUCAGAGUGUGGAGGAGCUUUUGUGAAUUUUUCGCUGAGAUCGACCCGUUCACCCAGCAGACCCAUCGAUGAUGUCACUGCUGAUGUCAGAGCAUAAAUAUUACAUCCAAUAUUAUGCAAUAUAACCUGAAAACUUUAUAAGUAGUAGGCCAAGUCUUCUCUGAGCAUCAUAUAUUUAGCAGGAGUUUUGGAGAGAGCCUUUUACUGUAAUUUUAUGAGUCAGAGUCCAGAGCAGUCCCUGAUCUUCACAUAUUGAUUAUAGUGCUAUGAAAUCAUCUGCAGAGAUAAAUAUGGCCUGUGCAUGCUGUAGACAGAUGGAUGAAUGUUAUUGUGUGGAGAUGGAGCAUCAUGCAGCUGCAUUAUUAAUGCUCGCUCUGUGGGAGUGUUGGCUGCUCUCACAGAGAAGUUGAUUACAUGUGUCGUCCACUAAGCACGUCUCGAAUGAGGAAAAAGCUGCAGCCAUGAACUGAUAUGAGCUCUUAGGUUUUAUCUCAUGGUACUGAUACUUCCAUGUCUCCCACUUGAUCUUAUUAACCUGUGAGAAAUCAACCUUUAUAUGUUUCAAAGGGAUAUUUCACCAUAAAAUUAAUGUAGGGUUAAACACACCGUAACACUGAGUUAGACACCCCCUCGAGAGAAGAAUGUUGCUGACUACUUACUUCUCUAGUCAUACCAUUUUUAGUAACGACCACGGGAUAGCAAUACAUAGCAGUCUCAGGAGCCAAGCACAAACACCAAUCAAAAAGCCAUUUUAUAGCCAUAAAUAAUGAUCAGAACAGCACCUAACUUCAUCAACAGUACAUAUAGAAUCCCAGUCAUAGCACUAGCCACCAAACAUCUUUAGCUAAACACAACUCACCUACUUCCAGCAGCUGCUUGUUUGUAACGAGACCUCAGACCAGUCCAUCAUUGACUGAGGUGGGGUUACACAGCUCAAGGAAGAACAUUUAUGAUCAUUUCUUCAUGGAAAUGCGAUCAGACUGAGAUGCUAAGGCAGAAGAACUACCGCGUCUGCGAGGUCUCGCUACAAACAAGCGGCUGCUGGAAGAGAGUGGGUUAGUUGUGUUUAGUUUCUUUGCUAAAGAAAUUAGGUGCUUAGUGUUACUUAGUUAGGUGCUUAGUGUUACUUAGUGUUACAGUGUGUUUGACCCUAACUUAAUUUUACGUAAUUUUUAUAUCCCUUUAAGUAUGUGUGCUUUUUGGAGGGAUCUGUUGCUCUUUGAUUGUUAAAUAAAGGUGUGGAGGCUUUGUUAAAAAAAAAAUUUCUACUUCGGCUUCUCCAGUCUGAAAUGUCUUUAGGGAAAAUACAUUUACAUUCAUAGGUGAGCCUGGAAAGUUCACUGCAUGGAUACUCACUGCAAAAACAAGCUGCAAAAACAGAGUGGCCUGCGCAGAGGAGGACAGGAGGUAGAGAGUAGGAGCACGUAAACAGAGCUGCAGCUGAAUGGACAAUAAAAGCUGAACCUGAGCUGGUGCACAACAUUUCGGAUGCAUUAAGAAACAACAGGAGUGGAUAUCAUCCCGCUACCUGCUCAUCAGAGCUCACAGCUGCUGCUAUUGUGAGCCUUAUCACAUUCAUGAUCUGACAUUCACAUGCACACAGGAGAACCUGGUUAUUCCUAUCCCUGUGUACAUGAUCAUUACUUGUAUCCUUGUUUCUGAUCAUUACAUAUUGUUCCUUAACGUUUAUUUUGUGCAACACAAACUUGCAUUUUUGAAAUCUGAGAGAAGAUGAGACCACUGCGGCUUAUUUAGGGUUUGGCAAUUUAAGACAUGGCAGUGCAUAUAUAGUAUAUCCACUUAAUUUCAGUAAUAGGAAAAGAGAGUGACAGCGUGUAUUAAAAAUGUCUCAGACUCUGACUGGUGUCACUCUGUCAUUUGUACCACACACGACAGGGAGGGAAAUGGGUGAAGAUCCACAGCUGUGAUAGGCAACAAAACCCAAUUUCUUUGCUGCUCCAAAAGUACAACGAUCUUAUUGCAGUCACUGUGUUUAUUUUACUGAAACCUCACUUGGCUGAGGAAAUGCAUUUAGAGGCAGCUGUCAGAAACUGGACAUGACACAGAAUCUUGUUUUCUUUCAGGGUUCUCCAGCUCCAAGUAGCAAAAUCAGGUCUCUCAAAACUAGAGCAAGGGCUUAUCUGGGUUUCUGGAGUUAGGAUUUGACAGGGAACUAACAUCCUCAUCAAAAUUUAGGUACUUAACACACACCAGUCACAUUUGGCUUCACGUCAGAGUGAUCAAGAUAGUUCUAAGAACACAGAGACUUUGUUGAGAUCAAAUACUUGAACAAGACAUGGCAAGAAGGUGCACAGACUAAGAAAAAGGAAUCAAGCCGACCUGAAUUGACUUUACAGCAAGACAGAUGUCAGAGGUAGAAAAGAGUUUUGCAGGGUGGGUCUAAUCUCAGGCAGUAAAGUUCAGACGAACUACUGACAUUUCAGCAGCCAUAGAAGACGAUAUGAUGUAUACCCUCAAUAUUUCACCCAGGCUGCUCCAUAAAAGGUGAUUUAAAGAGAUGUCACCGUAAUCUGUGAGGGACUGGAAGGAUGGGAAAGCUCAGUGAGAUCACAUCUCUACUAACAGAAGCUCUGGAUCACUAGGGGUUGAGGUCCGUUUGUUGUUUUCUGCAUGAAGCAUUUUCUCCGGUCUACAUUGUUGUAUCUGUUUUGGGCUUCUGCAUGAGUUUGCCAAUCAGGAGAUGGUUUCUCCCUAUGAUUAUAAUUAUUUAGUCUGUUUCAAAUUGAUUGCCAUUGUUAGUUACUGUAGUAUCAUCGACAACAACCUUGUCAAUGGGAUUGGGGAUGGAAAUUAGCUGCUUGGCUGUAAUCCCAUGCAUUUACAUGUAAAUGUUCAUUAAUGGAUAUUGUCCCAUUUAAGAAAAAAAAAAAAUCAGAUUCAGACAAAUUUAUUAAUCCCUGAAGGGCAAUUUAUUUCACAGUAACCCACCUUGGUAUUAAACGAUCAAGGAAAAGACAAAUGCACAUGGCCCAAACGUUCCCCUGUCAGCACCACAAAUCAGUAACAAAUAAAUAAAUAGAUAAUGAAUACUUGUGCAAUAUGUUCAACAGUGAAAUGACUAAAAUGCAAUAAGAAAUAACGCCAUAAAAGAAGUGAAAUAAGAACUAAAACAAUCCUGAGACCCCAAUUUCAACACAGGCCACCAAUCAGCUACUUCCCAGCAUUUAGCAGCCUGAUCGCUGAGGGGAUAAACGAGUCAGAGUACCUAUUUGUUUUCCUUGAGGGAGAAUAGUAGCGCCGCCCAGAGGGCAUAAGAGAAAAGUAGGAGAAGAGAAUGUGUCCAGGCUAGUCCAUAAUUCCUCUGGCUUUCUAGACCACUUGUUUCUCCCAGAGAGAGCUCAGGUCUAUCAGCUGUACUCCAGUAAUUUUGAAGCAGACUUUAACGAUCUGGUUCUGGUAAAUCCUAAAUAAGUCCAGUUUAUUCUCCCUGAGAGUGAUAGCCAGUUUUUCGUAAUACUUAUUUCCGGUGAAGCCAAUAAAGACUUCUGGCCUGAGAAGGAAUGGUGGAGAUGGUGUGAAGAAUUACUGUCAAAGAACAGAUAGUUGGCUGCACCUGAAUUCAGAUAUCUGUGCAGACAUUAAUAAAAGAUAAAUUGUAUUUAAAUGGCUGCUGAUAGCUUCUGGAAGUGCAGCUACCUUGUAAUAACAAUCUGAGUCUGUUAGAGGUAAAAUAAAGCAUGUGUUGUGGACGCAGUUUGAUGAUGUGCAAUUUCCCAGUCAAACUUUACUUAUUUUGUGGCUGCCGGCUGCUCUGCUCCUCCUCAAUACAGGUCCAAUCUCAGAAAUUGUUCUCCCCAUCAGUCAAACACACAGGAAAAUAGGGACCCAGGCUGAAAAAUACCAAAGAUCUCCUUUAACGAAGCAGGACAGACAACCCAUGACAUAUGCUUUCCAUUACUUUCUGUGCUGAUCCUGAUCACUUACCUCAGGUGCUUCAUCCGCAACAACCAGUUGGUUGGGCAACAUCUGAGGGGCUGAAGAUAAGUGUGUGUAUUUGAAGAGUUUAGUAACACUAAAGGUGAGAUUAGACUGUCUGUAGAGGAUCCCCUCUGCAGCCGCUCAGUGAUUGGUUUACGGUUUGCCUGAGGAGGUGGAAAAAAAACCACAGAAGAAGAAGUGAGAAUGAACUGUCUGUGUGUGGCUGUGCAGUGUCCUUAAGGCUCUGUGUUUGAUCCUCCCUGUCCUCUCUGUUACAGAAACCUGCUCCUCACAUACUCUCUCUCUCCCCCUCUCUCUCUGUCCUCCGGAUGUGAGGAGUAUGUCGGGUCACACUCUCUGACACCUGAAACUAGAUUAGAGAUGAGAGAUUACUCUGCUAUCUUUAGCCGUGUUUCAUGUUCGGGGGGUUGGGGGGGGAGUCUUCUCUCUGUCUGAUGAUGGAUGGAGGUCAGAUCUCUCUCCGAGAAAUAGGGAGGGAAAAGCAGGGAUUCCUUGGAGCGGGUCACAAGGAGGAAGAAAAGUUAGAAAAAAAAGGAGAAAGUAUAAACUGAAGGACAGAGCUGGUGCCUUGAGCUGCACACUUUUACCUCUCUCCUUUGGUCCUCUGACUCUUGUUCUCUCUCUGUAAAGUGUGGUUUAUCCAGGUGCAAAACAGAGUCACUCAUUUCUAAUACAGCUGAAUUUUUGUUUCUUUUGAAUCCUGCAGACCUGAACAGUGCACUGCAGACGGAGGACCACUAAUGUAAAAAAAAGAGAUUUCUGCAAGCAAAGUAAAGCUUUUGAAUAGAUCUUUUUUUUACAUUUUGUGACAGAGUAAAUCGUGUGCAGUGGUUGAAAACCUGUUCCGACACUGGUUCUCUGCUGCCACUGCGCUGAAGCUGUCUCGGAUCCUCUAUGGGUCUCUAGCCUGAUUCUACGCGACCCAUAGACUGUAUAUAGAAUGGACGCCGUCUGCCUCCUCACUGGGUGAAGCCACCCCGAGAACAGCACCCUCUGGUGAUGGGCUGCAGGAAAGGUCAUAAAUCCCGCCAACGAAGUUGUCCACAGUAUAAACAGUCUCAGAUGUCACCUAAACUAAAAUCAAUCCAUAAAACAAGCUGAUUUAAAAGUUUUCCAUCUGUAUAUAUCAGUGGCGAUUGCUCUAAGACUGCAAGGGAAGCUCGGCUUCCCUUAAAAUGUCACCCCCCAAAAAAAAGAAAAAGUGGUGAAGUACGUACUACUGUGUGUACAUUUCAUUAACUAAAUAUGCGCUGGAAAGCCUUCAUCUUUUGUUCAGACACUGUGAUAAGAAGCUGAUAAUCACAGGUAACCGGCAUAACUUCGUUCUCAUUCAUCCUCGCAGCGCUUCAGUGCUUUACACAGUCGGACGCUGGGCUUCUGCUGACUUCAAUGUGGAAGCUCAAAGUAGGUUGUUCCAGCAGCGAAACUAGACGCUCAUUGGAUAAAUGCUGGGCGUUGUCCCGCCCAUCGGAAGCUCAGCUUCACUGGAGUUCUAUGACGAGGGGGCGGUCCCAACUUUCUCCCGGACUCCGAGCUUCUGCAUCCAUGAUUGGAUGAGCUGUCUGAGGCGAAAUCCUUUUUUGAUUGACAGCUAAACAAGCGAAUCAGCGAUCUUGAAGAAUAAAACAUCUACCAGAGCAUUUUCCAAGUUAUUCAUUCCGUUGUUCUUAACUGCUCCGGAGACUUUACCGAUCCUCAGCGACUUUUGUCUUUGUUAAAAACGACUGCCGUUGUGUUUGGCGACUCUGUUCUGUUACAUACUAAUAAACAAACACAAUUAUGAUGUAGGCCAGAAAAAUGAGCUUCCCCUCCAUGAGAGACCAGCAGCCGCCACUGGUAUAUAUGUAACAAAGUGAAAAAAUAUCAAAAUGUUCAGCUGCAGACGGAUGACCUGCCAAACAUCAUUUUACCUUGGCACAUCAGGCCCUUUGGAUCUCCCUGCCCGGCCCUUCAUGAGGUCCGUCAAUCAAAUCAUCAACAUGCUCUAAAAGUGUGUCUCUUUUAUUUUGAAAACCUAGCCAUUGUUUUAUUUCCGUUUGGACACACAUGCGUACAUCCUGGAUCUGCAUUCAUAAACAGAGACAAGUUUAAACAUCGGCAAAAUAUUCAUAGACGCCUUGGAGUUGUCAAGUCCACUUAUUAUAAAAGACUUUAAGCUUGUUUCUCUCAGAAGUCUCUGUAAAACUCGUGAGUCGUGGGUGCGCUUUUUUUGGGGGGUUUGUUUUUCACUAGUAGUUGCUUAUUUGGGCUUACUUUUCUGUAUGUGUGAACCCCCCCUAUUUGAAGUUGAAGUUAUUGUUGGUUCGGCCCUCCAACACAGUUAAGGUUUCUCAUGUGGCCCCAUGUAAAAAUUAAUUGCCCACCCCUGUUCUAUGCCAUAUUAUUCCUCUGAAGAGUCAACAUAAGCAUUUUGACAUUUUAACACUGCAGUGAAGUUUACUUACAGUAUAUAGGAAGUAUUCCACACUGAUGUACAGCUCUCUGCAGAUCACUAACCCUCACUGCACUCACAGUUUGAGGGGCUCUAAGUGCACAGUACAGGACCUCCAGAGGCCAAUAGUAGUAUAAGCAGUGAUAAAAUGUGAAGCUGUGAGUGAAAAUAAAAACGCCUUCAUGCAUUAUACAACAUGAUGAGGUCAGGGUUUUCCUCCGCGUGUGGUUGUGUUUGAUUGUUUUACUGCUAAAGACCUGCAGUGGGGAAAAUGUGUCUGUGCACACACAGCCACCUGCUGCUGCAUUAGGGAGUGUUUCACCAUAAAUCACAGCCUCACGUGUCCUCCUCUUCCCCGUCUCCUCUCUUAAUGUCGUUUUUUGUGCUUCACAGGAAACGUCUUCGUGGUGAGCCUGGCUUUUGCUGACCUGGUGGUGGCGUUCUAUCCCUACCCUCUGGUGUUGUACGCUAUCUUCCAUGAUGGCUGGUCUCUGGGUGACACACAGUGUAAGGUAAGCCAGAACUCUGUAUCUAUUUUUUGUUUUAUCAUCACUAAGUGUGGUUGUUUUCUUUAGACCAAAGUUAUAAAAUCCUGAAGAGAGAAACCUCAAUAAGAAAUUGAUGUGUGAAAACGGGGUUCACAGGUGGUAAAAAGCACUUCCACAAGAUUAAAACUGUCUUCUCUUUUGGUCUAAACUUGGCUUUGCACUGAUGUGGGAAAUAUCACUGCAUAUUCAUCGAGCUUUACCUGCCUUUUGCUUCUUGUUCUCAGGGUUCCUCCCUCUCACAGUUUAACAUUUGGAAGCCAAAAAGACACAGUGGUGCUGAUUGACUUCCUGAUGACUGCUCAUUGAUUUGUAAAAGGCCUUGGGGUGCAUGAAACUCUGCCCUUCUUAUCCUUAUUUGCCUGCAUGUAAGCUACUUUCAAACUGCAGAUAAUGAAACUAAUGAAGCCAAAUGCUAUUCAAUUUGGAAGGUGUUAAAUACAGCGGCAUCACACUUGAAGCAACUUGAAAAACACUUUUACGGGUGAUAUUUCCCACCGGUUUAUAUCCUUUUACUGCAUCAACUAUUGGUUGAACUGGCUUCUGAUUGGCUCCAGGGUAUCAAUUAUUGCUUCAAAAUAAACUUGUCAUGCAUGAACACAGUCAAAGCCUCUCUUUAUGAGUUACCCAUCGACAAGCUGCCAUCUGAUUCUAGCGGUGAGGGAACUGAGCACCUCUGUAAACUAAGAUGAAAAUCUGUUAACAGGAAAGCAGCUGAAAAGAAAGAAACUGGAUUUAUAUUGUGAUAGUUAACACAGAAGGCAUGAUUUGCAGGAUUGUAUGUGUUAAAUCUGUUAUGAGCCAAAAAGUUAAACGAGCCUCAAUAACAAUAAAAACCUCAUAUGCUAAUAACAGAGCAAAGAGCUUCAGUGGACUUUAUACCAAGACAACAAUCCCCCCUCUGAAUGACCUGGAUAUAAUGUAUCAGAAAAUUAAGUUUGUUUUAUUACUUUCACAUUUCAAUUUUCAUAAUAGUCUGAGUUUAUCUACAGAUACAGGCUGUACCAUCCUAGCAUGUAUGGCAGAGUUUAUUAAUUCAUGGUUUACAGUCAACAUGGUCAAAAUAAUACAAGGUCUAUGUUAAUGGCUGACAGUAUUCAUAGCCUUUAAUAAACAUGACCCUGUUGACAUUGUCUACAAUAAAUCUGGCCCCCAGUAAACAUGGUCCACAAUGAGUUUGACCCACAGUCAACAUGGCUAACCAUAAACAUAGCCCGUAGAAAACACUGCUGACAGUGCACAUGGCCUACAAUAAAUUUGACCCACAGUAAACAUGGCUCACAGUUAGCAAGGCUCUCUAUAAAGAUUACUGACAGUAAACAUGGCCUACAGUAAACAUUACACUGUUCAUAUUAUCUCAUGUUAAUGUGGGCUACAGUUAACAUUGCCCGUUAUUAACAUUACUCAAAGUUGGUCGUAGACUCUCUGUCACUUCUUGACUCUCAAUUGAACAACAGCACCGUGAAGCAGACAUGGAGAGUUUAUUUACCCACUGAGCAAUAGACGGUUAUAAACGUCUAGUUUUUUGUAAACCUUAUUAUAACCGUCUAAAUUCUGUAUAUUUUUAAACAGAAUUUAGAUGUUGCAUUUUAACCCAUUAUUCGAUAGCUAUUUAUUUCAAAAAGCAACUGUGAGUUGAAUGACUGAUCUGCAAGUACUUAACCAAAAUAAUUAUGAUAGCCGUUGAACAAUAUACAGUGUAGUAUAGAUAUAGCCACGAUUUAGACCUGGUCUAAAUUUAGACAUCUAAAAAAUAUUCAUUUUUGGACCUGUGGUAGCCUGUUUUUAGACCGGUCGCCUUGGCUACAUUUAGACGUCUAUUAGACUUCCUUUAGACCAAAAACUGCUCAGUGGGUAGGCUUGGGGUGCAAGGCUUUUGAAAGUUGAACCGCAUUUGUUUGUGUGGAAAAUAAGUGGGUUUAGCUAAAAAAAGAUAGUCAUUGGACACAUACCCAAAUUCCUUUCAAGGGAAGUGUCCGUACUGUUCCCCUAAUGUCCCAUAAUUUCUGAUAAUGGACAGCUUUUUGGGCCUUUUCCUUUACAUAAUAAGGACAUUAAACCAAUUAUCUACUUACUGUGCUUUAAUUGAUUAAGCACUGAGCUGUCUGCUCGUCUUGUUUCUCUUUGUCUUCUCCAGGUGAGCGGCUUUCUCAUGGGCCUCAGCGUCAUAGGUUCCAUCUUCAACAUCACGGGCAUCGCCAUCAACCGUUACUGCUACAUCUGCCACAGCUUCAGCUACGAUAAGUUGUACAGCUACAGGAACACGUUACUGCUGGUGGCGCUUAUCUGGCUGCUCACCAUCGUCGCCAUCGUGCCAAACUUCUUCGUAGGCUCACUGCAAUACGACCCACGGAUCUACUCCUGCACGUUCGCCCAGACUGUCAGCACCUCCUAUACCAUCACCGUGGUCAUCAUCCACUUCUUUGUGCCCAUCGCUGUGGUGACCUUCUGCUACCUGCGGAUCUGGAUCCUGGUCAUCCAGGUAAGGCGUCGAGUGAAGUCAGAGGUCAGCCCUCGUAUUAAGCCAAGCGACCUGAGGAACUUCAUCACCAUGUUCGUGGUGUUUGUGCUGUUUGCAAUCUGCUGGGCGCCAUUAAACUUUAUCGGCCUCGCAGUGGCGAUCAACCCAGACAUUGUGGCCCCCCGCAUCCCCGAGUGGCUGUUUGUGGUCAGCUACUUCAUGGCAUACUUCAACAGUUGCCUUAACGCCAUCAUCUACGGCCUGCUCAACCAGAACUUCCGUAGGGAGUACAAGCGGAUCGUCAUGUCCGUGUGGAUGCCUCACCUGUUCUUCCAGGAGACAUCAAGAGGAGGCACCGAGGCCAUGAAGAGCAAACCCUCCCCGGGAUUGAAUAACAAUGAGCAGAUGAAGGGAGAGUCUUUGUGA
This is a messenger RNA of Xyrichtys novacula (pearly razorfish), 43841 nucleotides long. Lineage: Eukaryota; Metazoa; Chordata; Actinopteri; Labriformes; Labridae. The record is from the annotation of a GenBank genome assembly.